AGGGAGGACUGCGGACGCAGAGGCGGUACGCUAGCGUGUACACUCUACGGGUUGAACGCCAGCUCCAAGACCUACAGGUACAAGGAGGAGGAGUGGCACACCGCGUCCCGGUCUGGGCAUUCCGCCGUUCUCUUGAGAAGCGAUACCAAGAAAGUUGGGUAUUCCCUCUACGUGUUCGGUGGACGGGAGUCUUCCACGGUUGAUGUGAUUGGACGCUGGGGCAGAGACAAAGUUCUGGAGAACACAGAGCCCAGUUCCCGACUUACGGAGCAGCUAGCGCAACUUCUGUCCUCCAAGGGGGCAAAACGCACCGAGCCCAAGAGCCUGAGGCACCAUUCGUGUUCCGUGGUUGGCCCGUUUGUGGUUGUAUUUGGUGGAGAGACU
Molecule: messenger RNA, 384 nt
Organism: Staurois parvus
Lineage: Eukaryota; Metazoa; Chordata; Amphibia; Anura; Ranidae
Source: the annotation of a GenBank genome assembly